Molecule: messenger RNA, 758 nt
Organism: Trichoderma atroviride IMI 206040
Lineage: Eukaryota; Fungi; Ascomycota; Sordariomycetes; Hypocreales; Hypocreaceae
Source: RefSeq, a predicted model, not a curated record
GAUAACAUUGGUUUCUUUUAGAUUGUCCUGUCCUGCCCUAUUCUUUCCUUUCCUAUCCUAUCCUAUUCAAGUAUAUAUUCAAGUAGUAGUAUUUCGUUACAUGGUUGCUUUCCCUCCUUUUGUUUUUUGGGGGAAAAGAUGGAUGGUAUGAUAUGAUUUCGAUACAACUUUGACAGAUGCCUUUUUGCAAUGGGCGAGUAAGUACUAGUUAUACAUGUGUGUGUACACGUGCGUUGUGUUGCUCGUGGGACUGCUCCUAGUUGGAUGAGAUGAAAUAUCGUUGUGCUCGGUCUACAAUGCUUGUGAAAAUGCAAUGCAGGCUUUGGGAUAAGCUUCCCAGAUAUUGAAGCGUUUCGCAUUGUGUGCGCGUUAGUAUUCGUGUGUACAUGUGUGUACAUGUGUGUAUGUGUGUGUUUGUGUGUGUGUGAGAGAGAGAGGGAGAGAAGGAUAUAAUGAUGCCUGGUAUCAUCAUCGCCCUUUGCUUUUUAUGAAUUUAUUCCAACUCUUACAGCUGCUUGUCGUCCUUGUUGAGAAAGCUGCUUGGAGGCGCAUUCACCACCGCCUCGGCGUCCCCCACCUGCCGACGCUCAGUCACUUCGCGCGAGCUGCUCUUGAGCCUGCUGCGAAUACUGAGCGCCGAGGAGGUUCUAGCGUGGGCGGUGCUUAAUUGCUAUUGGAGAGGUUCUGACGAUGAGGACAGGCGGUUGAGGUGGAGGUAGACGUCGGUGCCGUAGAUGCCAUGCAGGUCAUAGGACUAG